Gadus morhua (Atlantic cod) is the source of this 3604-nucleotide messenger RNA. RefSeq names its product glucocorticoid modulatory element binding protein 2 (gene gmeb2). Lineage: Eukaryota; Metazoa; Chordata; Actinopteri; Gadiformes; Gadidae. Gene Ontology annotation, cellular component: nucleus. The transcript has 10 exons. The coding region runs from base 136 to 1677 and encodes 513 amino acids. The record is from RefSeq and is a predicted model, not a curated record. Gene Ontology annotation, molecular function: RNA polymerase II cis-regulatory region sequence-specific DNA binding. Gene Ontology annotation, biological process: regulation of transcription by RNA polymerase II.
UACACCUUUAGCGUCGUUUAGAACUAAAAGAAGGAGAAGGACAAUAACAACAUCAGUAGUUCUCAUCGGAUCUCGGAAAGCGGGCUGUGUCUACUUCCCAAGUUUCAGUUGGAACUAACCUCGACACCAGUCGCUAUGCAAGAUGUGGAAGAGGUGGUGUUGAUGACCAUUACUGACCAGAAGAUGGAUGAUGUUUCUUCUGUCAAGGAGGAGGAGGAUGUCAAAUCUGUAUUGGUGACUACGGAAUUGAGCCAACAUAUGGGGGAGGAGGUUGUGGAGAUUGCACCAGAGGAUCUGGAUGUUGAGUCCUGCACCGCAGAUGCUCUGUCAAAGCAAGAGGCGGUCUAUGUGAAGUUAACAGAAGAGGUCGACGUGGAAUCGGAUAUCUACUACCCAAUCACCUGUGGCGAUACAAAGGCUAUUCUAGUCUGGAAGAAGUUUGUGUGCCCUGGCAUUAACAUCAAAUGCAUACAAUUAAAUGAACAGCUGGUCAGCCCAAAGGAGUUUGUCUGUUUAGCGGGGAAAUCCACGCUGAAGGACUGGAAGAGAGCCAUCCGGCUCAAUGGCACCAUGCUCAGAAAGAUCAUGGACUCUGGUGAGCUGGAGUUCUACCAGCAUGCCAAGGUGUGUUCCAACACAUGUCGCAGCACUAAGAUAGACCUGGUGGGAAGCAAACUAUCCGCCAUCAGCCAGCAGUCUGCUGAGUUUAUUGCUGUCACACCUUCAUCAACAAUUUUGAACGGACAAUCGCCGUCGUUCUCGGACGCAGAGGAGAGCUCAGAGUGGGUCACAGCCAUCGGAGAGGACUCGGUUGUAUUCUGGUGUGGGGUAAAGCAGGCCGGCCUGCUGGACGACGUGGUGGACGACUUCCGGACGGAGCUGAAGCAGCUGUUGACCAGCAUGCAUGAGAGGGUCUCCGAGCCACCGCUACUGGUAAAAGACGUGAAUUUGCUGGACAACAUAGUGCAGAACUUUGGGAUGCUGGACCUGGUGAAGAAGGUUCUCGCGCGUCACAAGAGCCAGAUGGACCACUACAGGGAGCAGUACACCCAGAGCCUGGCUGCUCUGGAGCAGCAGUGCGACGAGCACCGGAAGCGCGCCAAGGAGCUGAAGAGCAAAGCGCAGCACCUGGACAACGUCCUGAUGACCUUCAGCCCCGCCCCGUCCCCGCCCGCGCCCAAGCACCCCCGGCUGAGCCGCUGCCUGUCGGCGCCGCCCGCCGCCUCCCCGCCCCCCCAGAUCACGCUGUCCCUCAACCAGCUGGCCGGCCUGGGGAAGGUGUUCACUUUGGCGGGCUCCCCCGUGGCGGGGAACCCCCUGGGCGGCUACACCGUCCUGUCCCCCGGCGGCCCGGCGGCGGAGCAGGCGCCCCUCUGCCACCCCUCUAACCUGACCCUGCUCUCCGCUACCCCCGGGGGGCCGGGGGGCGGCGGCGGCCCCAUGACCUUCCUCAAGGUCCUCGGCCCGCAGUACCAGCUGCUGACGCUCCCCCCCGUGCUGGGGGGCACUCUGCAGGGAGCGGGCGUAGCGCAGAGCGCCGCCGCGCCACGGCCACUCGGUAGCAGCGUGGCGCUACACGCACAGGUGAGAGCGCCGGCUGGUCCUGAGGUGUGCUGCGUCGGGGACCCCCAAAAGGUCGCCGUGGAAAUGGAGUCGGAGGAAGACCAAGAGUGCUGAGGUUGUUGGAGAGAGACGGCUGCUGAGCUUUCUACCGUGUAUGUAAAUAAAGAAACAAGAGAUUCCCCUCGUUUGCGACAGAGACGGCAAAGUAUAAUUCCACCUACUCUUUAUACUGGACACUUCAAAUGUAUGUUCUAUUUUUGAUUGCCCGACUGUGAUCUGAGCUAAAUUCAUCCGGUCACUGGCUGUUUGUUUCAUCUUGCACUGUGCUAUAUCCAGAUGUCUCUGUGGGAAAUCUACUUUGUGCAGGCUGGUAAGGUGAAAUGUAUUGAAUGCCAUAGCAAAUGCUGUCUUUUGUGUGAGUUCAAUCUAGUUCCACCGUCCUUUUUAAAUUAGUUCAAUUAUUUUUACAAUGUUGAAUGUUGUUACAGUUGAUGUUGGCUAAUUAAAUUCAGGUAUGUUUUAGAAAAGGUGCAUCUAAAUGAACAUGAAGCUCAUUCGUACGAUGCGGUCUGGCUAAAGGCCCCUCGGCGCUGGCUGAGGCACCCCUGGGUGUAUGAAUGUCAAUGACAACGUUCUCACUUUUUGCCUUUGGGGUUUUCCAACCUACUUCAUUGUUGAAAAGUUGCCUUUUUUUUCCGAUCACAAUGACGGAUAAAUUAUAAACAGCCACCAGCAUCUUGCCCUGUAUAAUAUAGAUAUUUUUAAAUCUUAACUCACAAAAGAAAACACUAUCACGCUUUAUAUUCAUUGCACUGCCUUCAAUAGGGUGGUAGAAGAUUUGUGGCAUAGGGAAAUUGGAUGGGAGGUUAUUUCUCACUUUCUCACUGGGUUCAUGUUCUGAUGCCUCAUUGUGAUUGGCCACACCUGGUUGUCUACCAGAGAGCCAUAACCGUUGGCGAUCUGCAGGUACCAUGGCAUGACCUCAUGACGCCACUCUCAUCUCGCACAUUCACACUACGAAAAGGCAGAUCGGCCAAUCAGCGCUAGAGGGAGAGGUAGUUUUAGUUCAAGAUGAAGGAAGGCGCAGGCAACCCACUAUGCAGGUUCUUUGAAACAAUGGUGCCUCCGCAGGAAUUUCUGGCAUUCUUAACUGCAGGUAACCCGGAACAUUGAGGGUAAAUUAAUAAAACAUUAAUUAAUAUGAGUAAAUGCAGUAAUAAGCAUUAUGUAGCAUUAUUCUAGGAAUUAGGGUUUUUUGUUAAAUGUUAAUCUGAUUGCACUUGCACGUCAUCUCCAAUUCUCACUAGUUUUUAGGAUUUGCCAAUCUGAGGACAAUUAACCUCUGGGGGCAACGGGAAGAACAGUGGAGAGGGGUUCCUGCGGAAGCGUGUUCCCUUGGAGACGGGUUUCCAGAGACGGGUUCAAGUGGAGACGGUUCAUGGGUAUAUCGGGCUAAGACUUACAUGUGCAGGGAUUUUAGGUUUGAUAUUUCAACCUGCAUACCUCUAUAAAAGGAUAUCAAAGCCUACUCAAACUGCAAUAACUAAUUGGUCAAUAGUUAAUUAAUCUCCCACUGUAUUGUGAAGUUUUACCAACAGUUUUAUCUGAAAUGCAGUUAAUCGAAGUGAUUAUUUUCCCUUUUUCCUGCAUUUUAUCAAAGUUAAAAUAUUUUAGGUAUUUGAAAAAAGUCCAUGGGCUAUUUUUACAAUACAACACAAAUACACCUUCCAACAUACACGCUACUGCACACGUUGAAUACUUUAUAUAUUAAGGUUUCCAGUAAAGAUUUUCCAAGACGUCUUUAUUUGACAAAUUAGACAGUGUGGCUCAGCAAGUGCAGGCAAAGAAUCUAUUCUCAGUGGAGGAGACCCACCAGUUGCUGUCCUUGGUGCUGGAUACUGACCAGAGGAUUGACAGCUGGGGAUUCAUGGACUGUUUGGAAAACUGCUUAUCUUCCCGUCCACCACAUGAGAUUGGACACAAAAGAAGCACCUUCAAUCGGAUUUGCAUAUUGGUUGAAAUAAAAUGUUCAAUACCUUGA